AUGGCCGUGACCAUGACGAAGAAUUUCCGCAAUUCAAACGAGUGCGACCCCAAACGCCCGCUAUUCAUCUACAAGGAGCCAACAUUGCUUGAAAUUUUUUUCGAUCUCUUCUUCGCCGCAAAUUAUAAUGUCUUCUCUGACAAUCAGCAAGUCACCAACCAUGCAAAGUUCAAAGCAUUGGUCGGGUAUUUCUGCCUCCUGUGGCUCACAUGGUUCCUUGUAGCGCUUUUUGAUGUCCGCUACAUCACGGACAGUGUCUUUGCCCGAGUUACCAGGGCCGUGCAGCUUGGUGUGUUGGUUGGCUUUGCGGUUGUUGUCCCCAAGUUCGACCCCACGGACCAGCACCACGAUACGAUGCGCGCCAUGUCAAUUAUUCUUAUGGUGUCGCGAGCAUGCCUGACAAUCGAGUACGCUAGCACGCUAUGGCAUGUGAGAAAGUGCAAGAAAACUUCACUUUUGUAUCUACAGGUUGCACUUCAUGCUGCGGCCUCAGCUGUCUACCUCGGGAUCACCUUUGGUUUCAAGCAAGGGGCUGGGAGUCGGAUAUAUAUGACCUGGUACUUCAUCUCAGGUGCCGAGGCGAUCGGCAGCAUCAUUCUUUCCAACCUCACUCCAGUCCUCGCUCUCACCCAGACCCAUCUCAUGAAGCGGAUGACUCUCUUGACUGUCAUGAUCAUGGGUGAUGGCAUGAUCCAGGUGGCUAAAGACGUUGUGACGAUCGUAAAGAACCCAGGUGCCUGGGAUUCGAGAACCAUCAGUCUUCUUACGGCGUCGGUUGCGACAAUCUAUUUCAUCCUAUUGAUCUACUUCGACUGGAUGAGAUCUACCUUCUACUUGCCUCCCCUUCGGCAGCAGUUUUGGGCAUCUCUCCACCUCCCAUUUCACCUCGCUCUCGUUUUGUUUAUGCAGGCCUUCACACAGUACCUCAUCUGGUCCAAGAUUGUGACACAGUAUAAUCGCGUCCUCGACAUUUCCAGCCUGUCUCACGACGACCCCGACGCUAAUGUGACAUCAACCGGUGCAGCCAUCCGCGACGGCUUGAACGCAUCAAUCCAACUGUUCUUUACGGACUACCCCCCAAGGAUUGCCGGCACCUUGGAUACAGUAAACAAUGCGCUUAACAAUAUUACCAAAAUUCCAGAAAGCGUCUGGGGCCAGAUCCUCAACUCAUCAGGUUUUAACCUGGAUCCGCCGAGCAACCUCCCGGACGUACAGGAAUGGACGUCAAUGUUAACAAGUGCAAUUCGCAUUCUGUUCCUUUCAAUGGCCAAUGCCCUUUUUGCUGCAUUUGGAAUCAACCUUGACAGCGACAUUGCCGACAAAGAACCCAAUAAGGACGUCAAAGGAGGCGGGUACCAGAAACUUGUUCACGAUAAAACAUGGGGUCGUUACAGGUUGGUGUUUGCUUACGGGUAUAUUGCCGCUGGCUGCACCAUCUUCUUCAUGACCGUCCUGGCCAUCGUCUCUCGGACGACACAUCUCAAGAUCUGGCCGAUCACACGCUUUGCCAUUAUUCUUCUCCUGGCGCUCGGUACGGGGCUGGUCUCCGUCAUCUGGUUCAGUGGCGACACUCUGCAAAUGUUCUUAGCGAGCGCUUGGGUGAUCCCUACCAUCACGUUCGUUUGGGCCAUCAUAUUGAUAGCGACGCACAUCAAUGGUGAGAGUGCUGAACGCAACGCUGUCCGCUUCACGCGGGGCCAAAGUGGAAAUUCACCGCAUACGCCUCCCCAAGCUCUCAUACAGUCCCUACCGGAAUCGGGCCACAGAGACAAGUACGCCGCAGAUGCCCACGAUGCCGAGGCCCAACAUCGCCCGCAAUCGAGGAAGCAUCGGAUGUUGCCGGACCCGAGGAACGACAGACAAGGCGCGGCGCCGACGAUCGCACCGGGGUUCGGAAUGAUGGACCCGAGACCCCGCUCGAGCUACGAUCUGUCAGGCGACGAGGAAAUUGUUAUGAAGUGCGGGCUGUAG
Messenger RNA from Purpureocillium lilacinum, 1971 nucleotides. Lineage: Eukaryota; Fungi; Ascomycota; Sordariomycetes; Hypocreales; Ophiocordycipitaceae. The record is from RefSeq and is a predicted model, not a curated record.